AAACAAGCAAUUCGAAGAUAAUUUAUAAAACCAAUCAUUGUGAAUUAUACUGGAGUAUUAAUUGACACUUUCAUUUUUACUUAUUUUACUUUAGAGAAGUGUUCAUCGAUCUCUGUCCAAGUCUCCACCAAUCAGAUAACAGUCUCGGGACAGGUGGAUGGAUGUUUCCUGCAGAAUAUAACACACAUCAAUGGGACAGCGGUGUUGGCUUCUGAUAGCGGCUACAAUAACACCUCACUGAUGACCUUCGUGUCCGGUACACAGUACACCAUGCACUAUGGAAACGACACCUAUGAUUGCUGCUGCUACAACUUUACAACUAAACCAUAUCCUGUGAACCUGCCACAAUUCUCUAAUGGGACUUCAUCUUCUUUGUCCUUAAAUUGGAGCUCACCGAAUGAAUCUCAGAGUUCUUACACCUACAGAGUGCAGACAAAUGUCACAUUGCCAUCUACAAUGAUAAAUAAUAUAAUAGUGACCAAUCAAUCAGCUACAAUAGUGGAUCUGACACCAGGAGAGACGUAUACAUUCCUGAUAUAUACAAGAGCUGCUGAUAAUUCCACUGAAUCUGAUCCGGUGUCACUAACUACCUGCACAGUUCCCGGACAAGCUGGGGGUGUCACAGUGAACAAUUACCAGUCGGUGAAUUCUCUGGUGGUGAACUGGACGGCUCCAACAACAGGAAUCGCGUCCAAUUAUAAUGUCACCAUAACAGGAGAUGUAAAUAGGACAUUGCAGAAUACAUCUACACAAGUGACCUUCACUGACUUACUACCAGGAAGGAAUUAUACCGUCACUGUACAGACAAUCAGUGGGAGCUGCAACAGUCCAAUCACUACAGUGACCACAGAGGCCACAUAUCCGACUCCACCAGGAAACAUCACUUUUACUACAAUCGGGACAAACACCACCACAUUAUCUUGGGUAGAACCAGUAAAUAUGACCGAAGUGACAAAGUCAUAUAAUAUAACAUAUUAUUGGAAUGCUUUAUCCUCCAUCACUGUGCCAAGUAGCUCUACAAAUGUCGCUCUUACAAGUCUGAAAUCUGGGAGUAAUUACACCAUUACUGUGGUGACCAUCGGAGUCCGGGGGUAUCAGAGUACGCCUGUCAGCAGAUACGUUUUCACAAAACCAUAUUCUGUGAACCUGCCACAAGUGAUUACUGUGACUUCAACUUCUGUGUCCUUAAAUUGGAGCGCACCGAAUGAAUCUCAGGGUUCUUAUACAUACAGAGUGCAGACAAAUGUCACAUCAUCAUCUUCACUGAUAAAUAAUACAAUAGUGAGCAGCCAAUCAGCUACAAUAGUGAAUCUGAUCCCGGGAGAGACAUAUACAUUCCUGAUAUAUACAAGAGCUGCUGAUAAUUCCACUGAAUCUGAUCCGGUGUCACUAACUACCUGCACAGUUCCCGGACAAGCUGGGGGUGUCACAGUGAACAAUUACCAGUCGGUGAAUUCUCUGGUGGUGAACUGGAUAGCGCCACCAACAGGAAUCGCGUCCAUUUAUAAUGUCACCAUAACAGGAGAUGUAAAUAGGACAUUGCAGAAUACAUCUACACAAGUGACCUUCACUGACUUACUACCAGGAAGGAAUUAUACCGUCACUGUACAGACAAUCAGUGGGAGCUGCAACAGUCCAAUCACUACAGCGACCACAGAGGCCACAUAUCCAACUCCACCAGGAAGCAUACAGUUUAUUGCAAUUGGAACAAACACCACUACAUUUAAUUGGGGAGAACCAGAAAACAUGACUGUUUUGACAAAGUUAUAUAAUAUAAAUUAUCAUUGGAAUGCUUCUUCCUCCAAUACUGUGCCAAGUAACUCUCCAAGUGUCACACUCCAGAGCCUAAAAUCCGGAAGUAAUUACACCAUCACUGUGGUGACUGUCGGAGUUCGGGGGUAUCAGAGUAAACCUGUCAGCAGAUACGUUUUCACAAAACCAUAUUCUGUGAACCAGCCACAAUACUUCAAUGUGACUUCAACUUCUGUGUCCUUAUAUUGGAGCGUACCAAAUGAAUCUCAGAGUUCUUACACCUACAGAGUGCAGACAAAUGUCACAUCAUCAUCUUCACUGAUAAAUAAUGUAAUAGUGACCAAUCAAUCAGCUACAAUAGUGAAUCUGACCCCGGGACAAACAUAUACAUUCCUGAUAUAUACAAGAGCUGCUGAUAAUUCCACUGAAUCUGAUCCGGUGUCACUAACUACCUGCACAGUUCCCGGACAAGCUGGGGGUGUCACAGUGAACAAUUACCAGUCGGUGAAUUCUCUGGCGGUGAACUGGAUAGCGCCAACAACAGGAAUCGCGUCCAAUUAUAAUGUCACCAUAACAGGAGAUGUAAAUAGGACAUUACAGAAUACAUCUACACAAGUGACCUUCACUGACUUACUACCAGGAAGGAAUUAUACCGUCACUGUACAGACAAUCAGUGGGAGCUGCAACAGUCCAAUCACUACAGCGACCACAGAGGCCACAUAUCCAACUCCACCAGGAAGCAUAAAUUUUAUUGCAAUUGGGACAAACACCACUACAUUUAAUUGGGGAGAACCAGAAAACAUGACUGUUUUGACAAAGUUAUAUAAUAUAAAUUAUUAUUGGAAUGCUUCUUCCUCCAAUACUGUGCCAAGUAACUCUCCAAAUGUCACACUCCAGAGCCUAAAAUCCGGAAGUAAUUACACCAUCACUGUGGUGACAGUCGGAGCCCGGGGGUAUCAGAGUAAACCUGUCAGCAGAUACGUUUUCACAAAACCAUAUUCUGUGAACCAGCCACAAUACUUCAAUGUGACUUCUACUUCUGUGUUCUUAAAUUGGAGCGCACCGAAUGAAUCUCAGAGUUCUUACACCUACAGAGUGCAGACAAAUGUCACAUCAUCAUCUUCACUGAUAAAUAAUGUAAUAGUGAUUAAUCAAUCAGCUACAAUAGUGAAUCUGACCCCGGGACAAACAUAUACAUUCCUGAUAUAUACAAGAGCUGCUGAUAAUUCCACUGAAUCUGAUCCGGUGUCACUAACUACCUGCACAGUUCCCGGACAAGCUGGGGGUGUCACAGUGAACAAUUACCAGUCGGUGAAUUCUCUGGUGGUGAGCUGGACAGCGCCACCAACAGGAAUCGCGUCCAUUUAUAAUGUCACCAUAACAGGAGAUGUAAAUAGGACAUUACAGAAUACAUCUACACAAGUGACCUUCACUGACUUACUACCAGGAAGGAAUUAUACCGUCACUGUACAGACAAUCAGUGGGAGCUGCAACAGUCCAAUCACUACAGCGACCACAGAGGCCACAUAUCCAACUCCACCAGGAAGCAUACAUUUUAUUGCAAUUGGGACAAACACCACUACAUUUAAUUGGGGAGAACCAGAAAACAUGACUGUUUUGACAAAGUCAUAUAAUAUAAAUUAUUAUUGGAAUGCUUCUUCCUCCAAUACUGUGCCAAGUUACUCUCCAAAUGUCACACUCCAGAGCCUAAAAUCUGGAAGUAAUUACACCAUCACUGUGGUGACAGUCGGAGCCCGGGGGUAUCAGAGUAAACCUGUCAGCAGAUACGUUUUCACAAAACCAUAUUCUGUGAACCAGCCACAAUACUUCAAUGUGACUUCAACUUCUGAGUCCUUAAAUUGGAUCAGACCGGAUGAAUCUCAGAGUUCUUACACAUACAGAGUGCAGACAAAUGUCACAUCAUCAUCUUCACUGAUAAAUAAUACAAUAGUGAUUAAUCAAUCAGCUACAAUAGUGAAUCUGACCCCGGGAGAAACAUAUACAUUCCUGAUAUAUACAAGAGCUGCCGAUAAUUCCACUGAAUCUGAUCCGGUGUCACUAACUACCUGCACAGUUCCCGGACAAGCUGUGGGUGUCACAGUGAACAAUUACCGGUCGGUGAAUUCUCUGGAGGUGAGCUGGACGGCACCAAUAGGAAUCGUGUCCAAUUAUAAUGUCACCAUAACAGGAGAUGUAAAUAGGACAUUGCAGAAUAAUUCUACACAAGUGACCUUCAAUGACUUACUACCAGGAAGGAAUUAUACCGUCACUGUACAGACAAUCAGUGGGAGCUGCAACAGUCCAAUCACUACAGCGACAGAGGCCACAUAUCCUACUCCACCAGGAAACAUCACUUUUAAUACUAUCGCAGCAAACAACAUCACAUUGUCUUGGGUACAGCCAGUAAAUAUGACCAAUCUGGUAAUGUCUUACAAUAUAACUUAUGGGAACGCUUCUUCUUCUCCCAUCAUUGGGGCCCAAAAAAGCAACACAAACAGUACCACCCUUCAGAGCCUGACUUCCGGAACCAAUUACACCAUUUCUGUGAUGACAGUCGGAGAUCGGGGGUAUCAGAGCACGCCUGUGACCGGAUCUGUCUAUACAAAGCCAUGGCCUGUGUCAAAUCCGAAUUUCGUUAAUGUGACGUCAGAUACUGUGAUAUUAAAUUGGAGCAAACCGCCUGAGUAUCAGAACACAUACCGCUACAGAGUGCUGACAAUUGUCACAUCAUCAUCUACACUGAUAAGUAAUACAACGAUGUAUAAUGAAUCCACUACACUAAACAAUCUGACAUCUGGAGAAACAUACACAUUCUCUGUAUAUGUAAGAGCUGCUGAUAAUGUCACUGAAUCUGAUCCUGUGAACAAAACUAUCUGCACAGGUCCCGGACAAGUUUCUUCCAUCACACUGAAUAAUUACAAUUCAACAAACACUCUGGGAGUGACCUGGACGGCAGCUACAGGAAGAGUGGAUUCAUAUAUUAUCAGUAUAACAGGAGUGGUAUCAAAUACAACACAAACAAAUUCUACGCAAACAAACUUCACCGGAUUACUGCCUGGCAGCUUAUAUACCGUCACUGUACAGACAAAUAGCGGGAACUGCAGCCAGACAUCGUCGCCAGUCAUGGAGGCUACAUAUCCCACCCCACCAGGCAGCAUAAACUUUACUAUGGUAGGAACUAAGAAUGUCACCUUAUCUUGGGGAGAUCCAGUAAAUAUGACCGAAGUGGUGAAGUCAUAUAAUAUCACUUAUUGGAAUUCUUCUUCUCCUUCAAUCAUUGCUGGACCUGUGACAAGCAACACAACAAGUGUCACCCUUCCAAACUUAAUAUCGGGGACUAAUUACAUCAUCUCUGUGGUGACAGUCGGAGCUCUGGGUUAUAAGAGCACGGCUGUGUUUGGAUCGGUCUGUACAAAACCGUUAUCUGUGAAAUCACUGCAGAUUGGAGCCAAAACUACCAAUUCUAUGUCCCUGACCUGGACACAACCAGACGAGUAUCAGACCAAUUACACCUACAGAGUGCAGACCAAUGCAACCUCAUCAUCUACACUAAAUACAUCAGUGCCCAAUGCAUCCGCUACAAUAGGAAAUCUGACAGCGGGAGAGACGUAUACAUUCCUGAUUUAUACGAUAUCUACCUGUAACUCCACUGAAUCAGACCCAACAUCUAUAAUUGACUGCACCCUUCCCGGACAAGUUGUCGGUGCCACAGCGAACAGUUACACGUCGGUGAAUUCUCUGUUUGUGAACUGGACGGCACCACAAGGAAAAGUGUCUUAUUAUAACGUCACUAUAACAGAAUACAUCAAUAACACAAUACAGACUCUCACAAUACAGCCUAACCUGACACAAGUAAAUGUUACUGGAUUAUUACCAGGAAGAGUCUACAAUGUAACAAUAGUGACAGUCAGCAGUUCCUGCAGCCAGGCGGCCCCUUCACUGUCACAGGCUACAUAUCCCACCCCACCAGGCAUCAUAACCUUUCCUAUAAUAGGAACUAAGAAUGUCACCUUAUCUUGGGGAGAUCCAGUAGAUAUGACCGGAGUGGUGAAGUCAUAUAAUAUUUAUUGGAAUACUUCUUCUCCUUCAAUCAUUGCUGGAACUGUGACAAGCAACACAACAAGUGUCACCCUUCAAAACUUGACAUCUGGGACUAAUUAUACGAUUUCUGUGGUGACAGUCGGAGUCUGGGGGUAUCAGAGCACGGCUGUAAUUGAAUCAGUCUGUACAAAACCGAUAUCUGUGACAUCACUGCAGAUUGUUGCCAAAACUACCAAUUCUACAUCCCUGAUAUGGACACAACCAGACGAGUAUCAGAGUUCAUACACCUACAGAGUGCAGACCAAAGCAACCUCAUCAUCUGAAAUGAUAAAUAAUACAAUAGUGAGUGGUGCAUCGGCUACAAUAGGAAAUCUGACAGCGGGAGAGACGUAUACAUUCACUGUAUAUACAAUAUCUGCCUGUAACAAAGAAUCAGACCCCACAUCUAUAACUGACUGCACCUUUCCCGGACAAGUUGUCAGUGCCGCAGCGAACAGUUACACGUCGGUGAAUUCUCUGUUUGUGAACUGGACGGCACCACAAGGAAAAGUGUCUAAUUAUAACGUCACUAUAACAGAAUACAUCAAUAACACAAUACAGACUCUCACAAUACAGCCUAACCUGACACAAGUAAAUGUUACUGGAUUAUCACCAGGAAGAGUCUACAAUGUAACAAUAGUGACAGUCAGCAGUUCCUGCAGCCAGGCAGCCCCUUCACUGUCACAGGCUACAUAUCCCACCCCACCGGGCAGUAUAACCUUUCCUAUGAGAGGCACUAAGAAUGUCACCUUAUCCUGGGGAGAUCCAGUAAAUAUGGCCGGAGUGGUGAAGUCAUAUAAUAUAAUUUAUAGGAAUUCUUCUUCUCCUUCAAUCAUUGCUGGAAAUGUGACAAGCGACACAACAUCUGUCACCCUUCAAAACUUGACAUCGGGGACUAAUUAUACGAUCUCUGUGGUGACAGUCGGAGUCUGGGGGUAUCAGAGCACGCCUGUGAUUGGAUCAGACUGUACAAAGCCAAUGCCGGUGCAGUCCUUGCAAAAUACGUCCGCAACAACUACCAGCAUAUCUUUGAAUUGGAGCAGACCGGAUGGAUAUCAGAGUUCUUACACAUACAAAGUGCAGACAUCACCAUCCUCAAUAGUAAAUGAUAUAAUAGUGACCAAUGAAUCAGCUACAAUAGUGAACCUGACCCCGGGAGGAACAUACACAUUCACUGUGUAUGUAAGAGCCGCUAAUGAUGUCACUGAAUCUGACCCUAUGUCAGUAACUACCUGCACAGUUCCAGAGCCCGUGUCUGAACUUAACGUGAGCGGGUUCACUUCAGAGUCUAUUUUAUUGCAAUGGAAAUGUCCAAUAGGAAACUUUACCAGCUUCUCCAUAACUUAUGGAACCCAACGUAAAACUAUCUCCAGUAAUUGCAUCACUAAUGGAAAACAAGAAUACAAUAUAACAGGUUUGAGUGCCUACACCCCUUACACCAUCACAGUAAGCACCUUGUCAUGUGGAAAAGACAGUACAGCGGUAACGAUACAGAAUGGGACUGCUUCGGCACCUCCGCCCCUUCCAACCGGCAGCUCCGUGAUAGAAUUAAAAGCAUCUUCUUAUAAUCAGAUUUCUUACACUUUCCGAUUGUUCAAUGAAACAAAUGGGCCUGUCGGCCCGUAUGCCGUGAUUGUAACAACUGAUAAUGCUGUAGAUAAGUUUCCAUCAAAAGACGUUUUAACCAAGACCUACAGCGAUUUUACCAGCAAAAGAUCCUCAUCUUAUGUAUCCUUGAUCACAAACGUAACCUCAAAAGCGAGGUGGGCGAGGGAUACGGCGGCGAAUAAUGGACAACAAACGGUGCUGAUUGGAGAUGGUAGUGCAAAGAACUCUUAUUAUAACAGCCCCCUGCAAGCGGUAACAACCUACUGCGUUACAGUUGCAGGUUUUACGCGGAUCGAGUAUAAGCCUGAUGGGACAAUUAACACAGACACUAGCCUUGUGACAUUUUUUCCUUAUUCAUACCAAGUUUCAACACCUCAGAACCCAGGGGUUAUUGCCGGUGCUGUCAUUGGAACCAUUCUGGGCAUUCUUGUCAUUGCUGCGUUAGUAGGAUACUUCGUCUGGUACAGAAGAAGGAAUGAAGGCAAACCGAAAGCCAAUGGCAUGUCCUUCUCAAACGUUCAGAGCGUUGUUAGGAAAUCUCUAGCUAUGAACACAUCGAACUUCCCCAAACACUUUGAGAAGCAGAGCGCUGACUGUAACCUGGGAUUCAGUGCGGAGUACGAGAAAUUAUGUACUGUCGGCAAAAGACUACCAAAAACAAUAGGCGAUCAACCAGAAAACAGAGAAAAGAACCGAUACACAAACGUGCUGCCGUAUGAUAUUUCCCGAGUUACACUUUCCACGAAUGAAAAUUCCUCAGAUGAUUACAUCAACGCAAACUUCAUCCCGGGCUUCAUCAUGAAGAAAGAGUUCAUCGCAGCGCAAGGUCCGCUCCCUAGAACCCUGAACGAUUUCUGGCGCAUGGUUUGGGAGAAAGAUGUCCGAGCCAUUGCUAUGCUGACGAGAUGUGUGGAACUUGGAAAGGUAAAAUGUGAAGAAUAUUGGCCAUCGUGGAGCGCCAGGAAGUUUGGAAACUUGUCAGUGGCUGCUACCAAUGAAACUGUCCUUCCAGACUGGACCAUCAGGGACUUCAUAGUAACAAAUCCACAAACAAAGCAGACCAAGCAGGUGCGUCACUUCCAUUUCACCGCCUGGCCGGAUCACGGUGUUCCCAAAGCAACCGAAGACCUGGUACAGUUUAGGAAUUUAAUUCGCGAAUACACCUCUGGCCACAGCUCGCCGAGCUCGCCUAUACUGGUUCACUGCAGUGCUGGCGUCGGGAGGACGGGCACUCUGAUUGCCCUGGAUCGAAUCAUCAAGCAAAUCGAAGCUGACGAUAAAGUGGAUGUUUACGGCGUGGUUUAUGAUCUUCGAAUGCACCGAGACCUGAUGGUGCAAACAGAGAGCCAGUACGUUUUCUUGAAUCAGUGCGCUGUGGACUUCAUAAAUUCUAGAAAAACCAAGGAUCAUGACAUCUACCAGAACACGGAAUCCAUCUACCAGAACACGGAAUCCAUCUACCAGAACGCGGAAUCCAUCUACCAGAACACGGAAUCCGUCUACCAAAACGCAACGUCCCUCAGCAAUACCGACCUAUAGAAACGUUUAUCUCCAAAACGACCUCUCUGACCGAGGAGGCGCGCUGCUGCUGGUACCAAUGAACUCGUCAUUACAGGGAAAUCGCACUUUUUAUUUGUUUCCUGGAGGUUUUUGUUAUUUAAUGAAUCUGUAUAUAUUGUUUUAUUUUUAUUUUUUCCUCUUCCUUUUUUGCAGAUGUACUUUUAAAAUCUGCUGGGAAGAUAUGGUACAUCUAAAUUAUAAAGAUGAACAUUAUGUUGUAUACCACUAUGUUGGGUGAUUCUCUUUACUGCGAGGUAUUCUUCUCCGUAAGACAAAAAUAUAUAUAUUUUUUAUCCUUAAAUACAAAGUCAGAGAAGUCAGAGUCUAUGGCCCCGUACACACGAUCAAGUUUCUCGGCAGAAUUCAGCCAGAAACUCGAUCGGAGCUGAAUUCUGCC
Rana temporaria (common frog) is the source of this 9397-nucleotide messenger RNA. RefSeq names its product receptor-type tyrosine-protein phosphatase beta-like. Gene Ontology annotation, molecular function: protein tyrosine phosphatase activity; protein binding. Bases 241 to 8979 code for a protein of 2912 amino acids. The transcript is spliced from 40 exons. Lineage: Eukaryota; Metazoa; Chordata; Amphibia; Anura; Ranidae. The record is from RefSeq and is a predicted model, not a curated record. Gene Ontology annotation, biological process: protein dephosphorylation.